AUGGAAAACAAUUCGCCACAUGCAAAAUGUGGCUGUGGCUUAAUAGCUGCAGUAUUCCGGCCACGCAGAGGGACAUUGGCAAGUUCUGCUCCCAACAACAACAAUGGCAAUGAUUUUGGAAAGGCUUCAAACACCCCUGACACAAAAAGAUUAAAAGGUGAAUCUGAAGAUGCAGCUUCUUUAGGAACAGCUUCAUCUAAUAAAGCCAAAGAUUCUUCAUCUCAUUCUAACUCCAAGCCUAUCCACAAGCCAACCCCUAUUGUGAACCAAAACCAGCAAAUGAACCAUCCCAGAGAAACAGCAGGAGGCACGUCCAAAGUGUCACCAACCGUGGGUUAUGCCAACCAUGUUAGAAGGGUUCCUAAAGAAGCCGUUAGCAUUUCUGGUGAGCUUGAAAGCAUGAUCGCCGAUCACCAAAAAUCCAAGGGAAGCAGCACCCUUGUUCGAGCUUCAUCCAGCAACGUGAUGCUGUAUGGUAAUUUAGGUAACCUGAGGCAAGGAGGGAAUACCAAUUCUCACAACGUGGUGGAUUACCAUGCCAAACAAAGGGAGGAAAACCCAGUUGCAAAUGGAAGAUACACAAACCAUAAGGUGGAACAUGUAGAUAAAGGAAGCAACGAAGAAUCAGGUUCUCUAUGCAGGGCACUGUCUACUAGAAUGGACCCCGAGCAAUUGAAGAUAAUGGGCAAUGAGGAUUAUAAGAAUGGAAGAUUUGCUGAAGCCUUGGCUCUUUAUGAUGCUGCAAUUGCACUUGAUCCUAAUAAAGCUUCCUUUAGGAGCAACAGAAGUGCAGCGUUAACUGCUCUCGGAAGGCUUCUUGAGGCUGUGUUCGAAUGCAGAGAAGCCAUUCGAAUAGAGCCUCAUUAUCACAGAGCUCAUCAUCGAUUGGGAAACUUGAACAUGAGAUUAGGAGAAACAGAUAAGGCCCUAUAUCAUUGUAAAAAUGCAGGACCAGAGGCAGACCCGGAUGAGAUUGCUAAAGUAAAGAAUAUUCAGUUACAUCUAAACAAGUGCACCGAGGCUCGUAGGUUAGGAGAUUGGAACACCCUCAUCAUGGAGACCAACUAUGCUAUAUCAUCUGGUGCAGAUUCUGCUCCACAGAUAUUUGCAUUGCAAGCCGAAGCAUUUUUAAAGCUCCGAAAGCACCAAGAUGCAGACGAAGCAAUGUCAAAGGGACCUAAUUUUGAUGUGGAUGAGUGCACUAAGUUCUUUGGGCCUAUAGGUAAUGCAAAUUUGUUGGUGACUCGGGCUCAGGUUCAUUUGGCUGCUGGCAGAUAUGAAGAUGCUUUGGAUGCACUUCAGAGAGCAACUAGGCUAGACUCUAAUAAUAAAGAGGUGAACAAGAUGAUGAGGAAGGCUAGAGCUGUGGCCAGUGCUAGAUCAAAUGGAAAUGAGCUUUUCAAGGCAUCGAAAUUCUCUGAGGCAUGUGUUGCCUAUGGAGAGGGUCUUGAGCAUGAUCCAUAUAACUCGGUUUUGUUAUGCAACCGAGCUGCAUGUAGAUCAAAAUUAGGCCAAUUUGAGAAAGCUGUGGAAGAUUGCACUGCUGCUCUUAACUUGCGCCCAUCUUACAGCAAGGCUAGAUUGAGAAGAGCCGAUUGUAAUGCCAAGUUGAAAAGAUGGGAAGCAUCAAUACAAGACUAUGAAAUCUUGCUAAAAGAGACACCAGAUGAUGAAGAAGUAAGCAGAGCUCUGUUGGAGGCCAAAGAACAGCUUCAAAAAUAG
Gastrolobium bilobum is the source of this 1722-nucleotide messenger RNA. RefSeq names its product inactive TPR repeat-containing thioredoxin TTL3-like. The record is from RefSeq and is a predicted model, not a curated record. Gene Ontology annotation, molecular function: protein binding. The transcript has 5 exons. Gene Ontology annotation, cellular component: cytoplasm. Lineage: Eukaryota; Viridiplantae; Streptophyta; Magnoliopsida; Fabales; Fabaceae. The coding region runs from base 1 to 1722 and encodes 573 amino acids.